UUAUGCUUAUCUAUGAUUCUAUGCAACAUAAGUUGCGUCAAAUCCUUGGUUUCAUUUAUUGCAACUUACAUUCAAACUAACAUUACAAGAAAAGAGGGAGCUCAAGAAAGGAAGAUCAAAUUUGAAGAUAUGGGUCAAUCGUUGAUGAAACUAACUCCUGGAAACGAGGUGAAAAAGUCCAAGUUGGAAGAAAUAGCAAGAAGAUGUUAUGAUGAGAAGGAGUUGUUAAAUAAGGAGGAGUUUAAGGAACCUGAUGAACUUUUUUGUGACUUCUACAGAGCAGUUUGUGAAACAGUAGAAAAUAUCAAUACCAGUGUUGGCAAUACCCAAUUUCGAGUACCAAAGGAAGAUGUUCUUGAGAAAGCAUUCAAGAAACACCACCCAGGAAAAGGAAAACCGUUGCAAAAGGAAGAGUUUCAAAAAAUUCUUCAAGAUGCAAUAAUGGAAACAGGAUUUACAGGCAUUGGAGCAAAGGAUAUUAUACUCUACAUCUUUGGGAUUCCUGCAACUACAUUUCUUAUAAAAAAAGGAGUUUUUCCUAGAGUAAUUCCCGACGGUUUUUUCAUUCCUGCUGUUACCUCUGCCACUGUAUUUGCUCUUUCCCAAUUCAACAAGAUAUGAUAUACUCAUCCAUUAAUCAUGUACUCCGUAGUAAAUUAUGUAACGCGUGUUUGAUUAUACACAUUUACACGCGUGUUUGAUUAUACACGCGUUACAUAAUUUGAUUAUGUAACGCGUAUUUGCUCAUCAAGUACACUGUAAUGAAAUAUCACAAAGCAAACCUAUACAAUAAUGUACAUUCAUUUCUUUGUU
Molecule: messenger RNA, 813 nt
Organism: Chenopodium quinoa (quinoa)
Lineage: Eukaryota; Viridiplantae; Streptophyta; Magnoliopsida; Caryophyllales; Amaranthaceae
Exons: 4
Coding region: 13-621 (202 amino acids)
Source: RefSeq, a predicted model, not a curated record